Molecule: messenger RNA, 1221 nt
Organism: Danaus chrysippus (African queen)
Lineage: Eukaryota; Metazoa; Arthropoda; Insecta; Lepidoptera; Nymphalidae
Source: the annotation of a GenBank genome assembly
AUGGCGUCAAAGGCACGCGUCACAUUUAAUAUCCUGCUUGCGGCGUUAAUAAUCGAAAAUAUAUUAAGAUUUCCUUUAGUUACUUUAAUUAAUAAUUCGUUUAAUAGUACCAUAUACAAAACACCUGAAUUCUAUGGUAUUAGUUUAGAAGAGCAUAACGUGACGACUGAAGAUGGUUAUAUAUUAAAAAUAUUUAGAGUAAGUGGGAGGAAUUGUGUUGUGAAGAAGAAGCCACCAGUGAUUCUGAUGCAUGGAUUACUUCAGAGUUCAGAUGUUUGGUUCGAUGCUGGACCCAAUGCAGGACUGGCCUAUCUCUUAACAGAGGCUUGCUUCGAUCUGUGGCUAGGAAACCAACGUGGUAACUAUCACGCUAAAAGACAUUUGUUCCUGGAUCCGGACAGAAAUCCACGUUUUUGGCAUUUCUCUGUCGAUGAAAUCGGCUUUUAUGACAUACCAGCGACAAUAGAUUACGUUUUAAAAGCAACUGGUGAGAAGAAACUCAAUUAUAUUGGAUACUCUCAAGGUGCUGGCACUUUCUUCAUCAUGUGUUCCGAGAGACCUGGAUAUUGUGAUAAAGCCAAUGUCUUGAUCGGUGUAGCCCCAGCUGCUCGUCAAACUCACACUAAGUCAGUGCCAUACAGAACUAUGACGAAAAGUGUUGAAAAUUUAGAAAGUACUCUAACAAAUAUGGGUAUUAACGAAUUAUUUGCAAGAGGAUCUUUCGGCCAGCAAUUCAGUUCUUUCUUCUGUAGCUUGAAUUCCAUAACCGCCGAUGUGUGUGGACUAUUUAUCGGAUUUAUUGACUCUCUUCAUACGGAAUCAAUUAAUGUGAAAACCUUACGUCACCUUUUCAGACAUUUCCCGGAUGGAACAUCAACACACAAUAUUGCUAGAUACGGCCAGAGUAUGUCAACGAGAUUCUUCCAAAAAUUCGACUAUGGUGAAGCCAAGAAUCGUAAGAUCUAUGGGGAUACAAAACCACCGAAAUAUAAUCUAAGUGCGGUCACUGUACCGUUUGUUAAUCUGUAUGGAAGAAACGAUAAGCUUGUGGAUCCAAAAGACAUUACCUGGUUAAUAAAACAGUUACCAAACGUCUUAGAAGAUGUUGAAGUAGCAGACCCAGCGUGGAAUCAUUUUGACGUAGCUUACAGUCAGCUAUCAAAGAAAUUGAUUUAUCCUAAAAUAGACGAAUAUUUGUCGAAAUACAGUGAUAUUAUGUGA